UUUAGCUCGUCUCACCGCCCCGAGGAGAGAGAGAGGGGGGAGUAGAGAGAGAAAGAUGCCGGCAGGUCACGGGCUAAGGUCGAGGACGAGAGAUUCUUUCUCUCGGCCGUUCAGGAAGAAGGGUACGAUCCCACUGUCGACGUACCUGAGGACUUACCACAUCGGAGAUUACGUCGACGUCAAGGUUAAUGGCGCUGUUCACAAGGGCAUGCCCCACAAGUUCUACCACGGCCGCACUGGCCGCGUAUGGAACAUCACCAAGCGCUCCAUCGGUGUCGAAGUUAAUAAACAGGUGGGCAAUAGAAUAAUUAGGAAGAGGAUUCAUCUGCGUGUGGAGCAUGUUCACCCUUCGAGGUGCACUGAGGAGUUCAAACUGCGGAUAAAGAAGAAUGAUGAACUGAAGGCACAGGCCAAGGCAAGAGGAGAGACUAUCAGCACCAAGAGGCGGCCAGAAGGCCCUAAACCAGGUUUUAUGGUGGAAGGCGCAAUGCUGGAGACUUUUACACCUAUUCCAUAUGAUGUGGUCAACGAUCUGAAGGGUGGCUACUAGGUUUCCUGCUUUUCGGAUUGAUCUUGUUUGGUAGUGCUUGUGGAGAAGUAAACAAUUAAAUUUUUAUUUCUGGUUUCCCUUCUAAUUGUCAGGAUUUGUGGUAUACAGUAUUACGAGGCACUGGUUUUAUUCAAAUUUUGCAAGUGGAAAUGAUGAUUUCUGUGAACUUUCUAUUAUAAUUUCAAGUAUUUGGAAUCUUUUCAUGCUU
Diospyros lotus (date-plum) is the source of this 758-nucleotide messenger RNA. Its product is annotated as 60S ribosomal protein L21-1-like. Gene Ontology annotation, biological process: translation. The record is from RefSeq and is a predicted model, not a curated record. The coding region runs from base 56 to 550 and encodes 164 amino acids. Gene Ontology annotation, cellular component: cytosolic large ribosomal subunit; ribosome. Lineage: Eukaryota; Viridiplantae; Streptophyta; Magnoliopsida; Ericales; Ebenaceae. The transcript is spliced from 2 exons. Gene Ontology annotation, molecular function: structural constituent of ribosome.